AUGUCUUAUACGUAUGUAGCCAGCGUCAUGAAUCCCACCUCAAGUAACCCCACGGCCAUUCCCGCAGCGACAAGCGGCUCACGUUCUAAGCUGCUCUCUUCGAACCUGAAAAACUUCGUCAGCAAGCCCGCUAUCACACAUCCGCAAAAGGCGCUCACGGUGCAACUCUGGAACGCGGAUCAGAAGGCGAAAAUGUCUUCGUCGCAUGGUAAUGGGUCUGGGGAAGAGCACGUUGGACCUAGGCAGACGGCGACGGCAACGACGAGUGAGCUUGAUGAGAUGAAUGCCAAGCAUGUGGAUACGUCUGGGACGAGAGGGGUUGGACAGGGUGGGAGGAAUGGUCAAGAGCGUGGUAGGCAGUAUGGAACGGAGAGUGGGGAUAAGCUGGAGCGAGACUUUACGAAUGGGUAG
Cucurbitaria berberidis CBS 394.84 is the source of this 411-nucleotide messenger RNA. RefSeq lists its product as uncharacterized. The record is from RefSeq and is a predicted model, not a curated record. Lineage: Eukaryota; Fungi; Ascomycota; Dothideomycetes; Pleosporales; Cucurbitariaceae. The transcript has 2 exons. Bases 1 to 411 code for a protein of 136 amino acids.